Molecule: messenger RNA, 335 nt
Organism: Theobroma umbraticum
Lineage: Eukaryota; Viridiplantae; Streptophyta; Magnoliopsida; Malvales; Malvaceae
Source: RefSeq, a predicted model, not a curated record
AUGUUGGAUGUCAUAACUGAUCGACCCUUCAUUCCUUCAACCAUAAAUGUAAUGACAAAUGAAAUGAUUCCCAAGCCAAGGCCUGAAUGGAAUGAAGUUGAAACCAAAAAGGUUCAGACAAAUUUCAAGGCAAUAAACACUUUGCAUUGUGCCUUAACUCCCACUGAGCUCAACAAAGUAUCAAGGUGUACCACAGCUAAAAAAGUAUGGGAGAAACUUAGGAUUAUUCAUGAAGGGACUUCUCAAGUUAAAGAGUCCAAAAUAGCCCUCAUAACACACAACUAUGAAAUGUUUAAAAUGAAAUCUGGUGAAGACAUCACCAGCAUGCUUGAUAG